AUGCAGCAAAACCAGAAGAUUGCAGUUUUACUCCUUUGUAUCGGUGUUUUGACACUAAAUCACUGUUGUGAGGCUAAACCAGCCGACGAGCGUGCUACGCGUCAGACCAAAGAACCGCACAGCGAUGGCGCAACGCAAGCGGAGGUGAAAACUUUAAGUGGUCCGCUACUGAAUGGCGCAGCACAAGUCUUGACUCAACCACAAGGAUUGGCUGGUUUCGGUGGAGUUGUUGGCCUCAUGCCAUACCCGCGCUAUGGCGGACUUGCUUAUGGCGGCAGUGGUUAUACCGGCGCACCGGGUAUGGGUUUAUUAGGUCUUCCAUUAAGUGGCAGCGCGCCUGGCGUUCCAGCUGGUGCUAAUGGAGCCUUGCCUGGCGUGAACACACUACAGCUGGGAAAUCUUGCUGGUUUGAACUAUCCAGCCACAGGCAACUAUGUGGGCAACAACUUGCCACCUUACCCAUUCAAUGGACCCGAUAUGUACGCCAACUAUAUGUUCGGCGCUUUACCUCAACUGCAAAACAAUUUCGGACCAACGGUAGCCGGCGCCAAUAGCUUGGAUAAUCUCGUGAAUAUGGCCAAUCUCCAAGGUGUUACUGGCAACGGCAAUCAGUUGCCGCCACCAACGCAAACGCCGCUACAAGGACAAGCUUCCCAGCUGCAGCCGCAGCUAAGCGCAGCAUAUCCCUUCCCGUCGGGAAUUUUCGGACAAAUGGGUGGUUAUGGACAGGGUUUCCAAGGCUAUCCACUAUUGUAG
Molecule: messenger RNA, 756 nt
Organism: Bactrocera dorsalis (oriental fruit fly)
Lineage: Eukaryota; Metazoa; Arthropoda; Insecta; Diptera; Tephritidae
Exons: 1
Coding region: 1-756 (251 amino acids)
Source: RefSeq, a predicted model, not a curated record